GUAUGGGAUUUAAUCACUUUUCAACAAGCAGGAGUCUUGAAAGGUCAUACUGGAAGGGUAUUAUGUUUAAGUUUAUCUAAUGAUCAGUCAAUGUUAUUCAGCUCAUCAGGCGAUGGAACAGUUAGAGAUACAUAUCAAUAUCAAAUUUAUUUUACUUUAAAGAGGUUUGAUCUCUCAAUUAAAGAAACUUAUCAAACACCACAUCUUCCAAAUCUUCGUAACUAUUCAAAAUUCUUUGAUUCAUUCCGGAAUAAUAAUGGUGGUAAUAGUAAUAACAAUAUUGAAGAUGGACUAAUUGAUGAAAAGGUCAACUUUAUUGAAGAUGAACAGCAAGGGGUAAAGAGAUUUGAGAUUUGUGAUGAUAUGAUUUAUCACAAUAGUCACAAUGGAUAUGUUUAUGCUUUAGUGUUGGGUGUAAACAAAGAUGGUGACAUAUUAAUAAGUGGUCAGAUUUGGUCAAUUAAACAAAAUUCUAUGAAUUUACUAAGAAGAUUGGGAGGCACUGAUGCUGGUGUUUUAACGUUAGUAUUGCAAGAUGAAUUAUUAAUAUGUGGUACACAAGGUGGAAAUAUUAAAAUUUAUGAUUUAGAAACUUAUCAGCAUAUAAGAUCAUUAAUGGCACAUAAUGAUGAUGUUUUGGCAUUAGCUGUAGAUAAUAAUAAUUUAUAUUCUGGAUCUGCAGAUGGAACUAUUAAAAGAUGGAAUAAAACAUUCAACAUUUUGGACAUUUAUAGUGAUUACAAUGUAGCAAUACUUUCGCUCACAAUGUCAUCACUAUUUUCUGCUAACACUACUACCACUAAUGGCCAUAAUUAUGAUAAUAAUAAAUCCCUGUCAAAUACAAAACUAUGGCUGGUAUCUGGUACUAAUGACAAAUUGAUAAAGUUUUGGGAUUUGUCAUCUACAACAUCAUUUGAGUCUCAUGAUUUACCAGAGUUUCAUAAUUUAAUGAUCUAUGCAUUGUCAAAAUGGAUAUCAUUACAAACUGUUAGUGGAAAUUCUAAAUAUUUAGAAGAAUGCUUACGUGGAGCAAAAUACUUAAAAAGUAUAAUGGAACAAUUGGGAGCAACUUCUUCUCUAAUCCCAGGAGAAUCUGGACAAAAUCCUUUGGUUUUUGGUAGAUUUCUUGGAAAUAAAAAUAAAUCUAAUAAAUUGAAUAUUUUAGUAUAUGGUCAUUAUGAUGUCAUUGCUGCUGAUGAAACCGAAUGGUUGUCAAGUCCAUUUAAAAUGCUUGGUAAAGAUGGUUAUCUUUAUGGAAGAGGUGUGACUGAUAACAAAGGGCCAAUGAUUUGUGCAAUAUUUGCUGCAAGUGAAUUGCUACAAGAAAAAAGGCUUGAAGCAAAUAUAUCUUUUUUGGUAGAAGGUGAAGAGGAGAAUGGAAGUAAAGGAUUCUACAUUGCUGUAGAACAAUUCAAGGACCUAAUUGGUGAAGCUGAUAUUAUAUUAGUUAGUAACUCUUAUUGGUUAGAUGAUGAAACACCUUGUCUAACUUAUGGAUUACGUGGAGCGGUAUCUGAGCCAUUAAAAGAUAUGAUUAGAAUACUCUCAAAACUUAUAACAAAUGAUAAUAAAGUUUUGAUACCAGAAUUUUAUGAUAAAGUUAGAGAAGCAACAUCAAAUGAAAAAAAAUUAUAUGAACCAAUUAUCAAAUCAGUUAAUAGGAGUAAAUUAUUAUUUGGUAAUGAAAAUAAAGAUUUGAUAGAUUCGUUGAUGUUGAGAUGGAGAUAUCCAUCACUAACUAUACAUAGAAUAGAUGUAAGUGGACCAAAUGAUAAUACAACAGUUAUAUCACAUAAAGCAGAAGCUAUAUUAAGCAUGAGGAUUGUACCAGAUCAAAAUAUAAAUGAUAUAAUUAAAAAUUUUCAAAUAUUUGUAAAUGAAAAAUUUGAAGAGUUGACAACUGAUAAUUGUUUAAAGAUUACUAUAAAUAACAUGGCAGAUUGGUGGUUAGGCAAUCCUGAAAAUAAAUAUUUUAAAGCAGCUGAAGAAGCAAUUGAAGAAGAAUGGGGAAUAAAACCAUUGUAUAUAAGAGAAGGUGGAUCAAUUCCAGCAGUAAGCUGGUUGGAAAAAAAAUUCAAUGCAAUAACUGUACAUUUACCAAUUGGUCAGUCAACAGAUCAAGCUCAUUUAAAGAAUGAAAGAAUUAGAUUGCAAAAUUUGUAUGCUG
This is a messenger RNA of Entrophospora candida, 2167 nucleotides long. Lineage: Eukaryota; Fungi; Glomeromycota; Glomeromycetes; Entrophosporales; Entrophosporaceae. The record is from the annotation of a GenBank genome assembly.